AUGAAUGUAUCUUGUCGUUGUUAUAAUUGUAACACUAAUAUCCCAACAAACACGUACGUUUCAUCAAAUAAUAGCGAUAAACAAAACCUUGUCUUACAAAUUUGUAAAGGAAUUUUCGAAGCUAUUCAAAAUGAAAAUACUACAGCAGAUAUUAGUUGUUCAAUGUCUCAUAAACAAAUCCGUAACACUAAUGAAGUUGAAGAAUGUAUUAAUAAAGAAUUUGGUCAACUCUUUAGAAAUAACGUAUUACGUAAAGAAAUAAGUAGUUAUUCAAUCUUUAAUACUUGGAGAAUUAGAUUUAAAUGGAGUGAAUUUAAUAAUGAUUCAUUAAUCAAAAAUCUUUUAAAAAUUUCAAAAGAAUGGUAUAAUCCUUUUACUAAUUAUCUUCAAAGAAUAGAUAGUCAAAUGAGCAAUAAACGGUUUUAUGAACAAAAUGGGAAAGAUGAUAUUUUAGAUAAUUUAAAAAAUCUUCUUCCAGGAUUCGAUUAUUUGAUUGAAUAUUCUUGGAAUUCAUAUUAUAAUAAUUAUUGUUAUGGAGAUUUUGUAUUCGCUUCAUAUUCUGGUAUUUUUAUUAAGGUUACAGUAAAUACAAAGGAUGGUCAUAGAUUUCAAUCUUUAAAAAAUAAGAAUAAAUCUCUAGAAAAUUUUGAAGGGAAAUACGUUACACUUCUUAGAGCAACAUAUAAUCAUGAUGAGGAUGAUUCGGAAAAUGCCACUCUCGAAUUUAUUGAUGAUAGUGAUGAAAUUAUUGUACAAAAUCUUAAAAAAAUUCAUACCACCUCUCUACAAAGAUACGAUAAUAAUCGAAAUCGAGAAGAAGAAAUUGUUGAUCAAAUUGCAACAGUCGCAGCAGGUGCUGUUGUUGGAAUUGCUGCCGUUGCUGCCGUUGCGGGAGUUGGUUUUUUAGCUUAUAAAGCAGCUACGAAUAAAACCGUUAGAAGAGCUGCUACAGCAGUUAGCUAUGGUCAACUAGCAUAUUCACUUAUUAAAGAAUUUGAAGAAUUUGAGGAAAAAAACGAGAGAGAGAGGAAUAAUGAUGAUGAUUAA
Molecule: messenger RNA, 1047 nt
Organism: Rhizophagus irregularis DAOM 181602=DAOM 197198
Lineage: Eukaryota; Fungi; Glomeromycota; Glomeromycetes; Glomerales; Glomeraceae
Source: RefSeq, a predicted model, not a curated record